AUGAGAAUCAUGAAUUCCGCGAGCGAGUGCUUUCCUACCAACAAAAAUACGAAGAAAGGCGCGCCAAUACAGAUCCUAAUUAUUACAUCACGAAAUAUAUUCGCUGGUGGUGCUCUUACCGUGAUUGGAUCCGUGAACUUGACUGGAAGUCACAUGUACCCAUCUCGACAGAUCAGAAAGUCGUUAGGUCAUGUAUCAGGUGUGGAUAUGAACGCGGUGCCAAACUGUGGUUUCAGCGCAAGCGAGAAUCCGCGACAGGCGUUGCCUAAAGGCUGUGGGGACGUGAACACGGUGGCUGAAUUGUACGAUCGAGUCAAAGAGCUCGAUGCACAAGGUCUGAUGUCCAAACCGCUUCCAGAUGGGAUGAAGAGAAUUCAUCACCGGUCAAGACUACAGCACCGUUCAUCUAAGCCCCAAGGACUCGAUGGCCCUUCCAGCUCCCAGGUUGAUGAUUGA
Messenger RNA from Aureobasidium subglaciale EXF-2481, 456 nucleotides. RefSeq lists its product as uncharacterized. The record is from RefSeq and is a predicted model, not a curated record. NCBI's taxonomy places the organism in Eukaryota, Fungi, Ascomycota, Dothideomycetes, Dothideales, Saccotheciaceae. The transcript is spliced from 2 exons. The coding region runs from base 1 to 456 and encodes 151 amino acids.